CCUCAUUAAAUUUCCCAGUAACGCCGCUGUACACUUUCAGCAGCUUCUCCUCCCUCCAUCUUUAUCUUAUACGGAGUAUCCAUUCUUUCUGCCCAUUCUCUAGUCUGUACAAGAUAUAUAUCUCUCCUAAAAACUCUCUACUCGGAACUUUUCUGGUUUCCUUAUUCACCAUUUGAAGACAAGGAAAGAGCACUUUUGUUUUUACUACAGAGUAUUUUGUUCUCCUCUUUCAAUUGUGCAACCAGAAAAUCGACUAGGAAUGGCUUCUUCACAAGUCCAAGUCGCGGCAUCGUCUUCUUCAUUGAGUUACGUCCUGAGAGAUCGCAACCGCCGGGACCGUUGUAGCCCCAAAGGACCCAAUUCAUUCCAGAAGAAUCUUAAAGGUUUUGUGCAUUCUUGCAUUUCUCGUCAAUCCAGUGACUUCAAUUCCGAUUCUGAUGAGAACUUGUGGGUUGAUAAUCCCCAGCAGCAUUACCUCGGCAGUCAAUGGAAGGCUUCGGAAGAUUGGGGGUUUUUGUCGGCGGUGGAGGGCAAAGAGCUGGACGGUUGUGAGAUUUUGCGGCGACCGAAAUCCGAUACCUCCGCUAUGGAGUUCCCGCAUUCCGGCGGCGUCUCUUCCCUUGUUCGGAAAUUUAGUGAUUUUGUAGCGGAAGCGAAAAUAAACAAUUCCAUCAGCAACUCCGCCGGCUACACAUUUUUAUCGAAGAACGUUUCGGAUACGGAGGUUCCUCGGAGAGGCUCCGACGCAUGCGGAGAAUCUUCAAUUGACGGCGGUUCCGAGAUUCCUGGCAACGAAGACAACUCAUUUGGGGGUUGGGAUUCCGACCGGACGCCGAAGAGUGGCCCCCAGUCCGUCCGCGCGAUAGAUUUUGAUGCCGCCAUUGGCAAGGAGAGGGUCAGAGUGGCCGACAUAGUAAGAAAGCUGUCAUCUAGUGCUGCCGAUGACGACAAUCAUGACAGAGAACCCAGCAGCAUUAAUGGCGGAAACGACGGAUCUUUUAUCCGCGGAUCUCAGGCGGUGGCAUACGGUUGUUUUCUAAUGCAAGUAGAGCGGGAUAGAACAAUGGAGCUUGAACGACUUGUGGAGCUCAAAUCCGUUUCUAAAUUUAAGCAAAGAGGCCGCAUUAAGGCCAUGCUUCGCCUAAUGAUCUUAAGGAGGCCAGAAACAGGAAAUGAUCCACCAUCUAGUAGCAUGUCGUCUGAGUAUAGUAGAAAAUCAAAACCUUCAAUACUGCAUCUGAGGGAGAGGUUCAAUGCUGGAAUUCAGCAUAAGAGUGGAAAAGAAGCAAAAGCUUUUGCAUCCAAUCAAUCAAGAGAAGAGAGCCAUCAUCAGGAGUCUUUUUUAAGCAAUUACAGUGAAGUAGUAGUAGAAAGUUCCUCAGGAAAUGGACAUGUUUCUCCUUCGCUUGGACUUAAAGAAGAAGAGAAUCAUCAAUCCCAAAUAAUAACUCAUCGUCCUUGCAAUAACCAAAGUUUAGGAGGUAGUUUUACCUCAACUACACUUGAGAGUCAUGAUAAUGAUCCUGACCAACAAAAUUUGCAGCAUUUCCAUGGCAAAGCUGAAGCUGGCUGCAGCAAUAGGUCAAUAGGGGCUGCGAUGUCUAUCAGGGAUAAUGAAGUAAUACGAAUGGUUGAACAAAGGGAAGGUUGUAAUGACUUUUCAAUUUAUUGGGAACAGGAUGAUGAUCAACAAACAAUAGAAAGUGAUUCCCACCAACAAGCAGAAGUUGGUCAAGAUUGGGUAAGUGACGUAUCUCGCCCUCGCAGCGAGUGGCAUGAUCUCAGGCAAGCAAGAUACGAGGAGAUGCUUGAUCCUUUCUCAGAUAAUAACAAUGACAUACGUGAACUCCUUCAAAGGAAAAGUGUUUCAAACUUUCUUUCUGGAAGCCUGAGAGACAAAAUAGAUCAGAUGAUGAUAUCUCGUACACAGAGCCAACCAGUUCAGGUGAAUAGAGACAUGCAGGAAAAAGCAAAAGAAGAAACAGUGUUGCAAGAUGAGGAUAGGGAGUUGGAGGACCUAGUUCAUGUUGAAGACGAAGAAGAACAAUAUAAAGAAGACAUAUAUGAAGGUGAAAGCCAAUUUCAAGAACCCGAUGAUGGAAGUGGAGAAGAUGUUCAGUUUGCAUCUACAUCCUUAUCACAAUCUCAGUGUGCUACUUUUUGUUCACAAAGGUCAUAUCCACCCUGUUGCACAUGCCAUCCUUCACCUGAAAUAGAAAUUAUAUAUGAAUUAAGGGGGCAUAUGGAACAACUUCAUCAAGAAAUAGCUGAACUGAGAAGUUCAAUAAAGAGUUGCAUGAAGUCACAAGCAAAAUUACAACGCUUAAUAAAGGAGGAUUCAGCAGCUCUAAGCCAUUCAGAUCAAAAAAGUAGGAGGGAUUCAAGCAGUAAGCAUCCUAGUGAUGGGAAUUGCUGCAUUUGCUAUGAGAUGAAAGUUGAUUCUCUCUUAUACAGGUGUGGGCAUAUCUGCACCUGCUUCAAGUGUGCCCAUGAGCUGGCUUGGGGCAGUGGGAAGUGUCCGGUAUGCCAUGCACCAAUAAUAGACGUUGUACGUGCUGUAUAUGCUCAUUCAUGAGGAGAGCAUCAUCAACAAGUUCGUGUCCCAGUGGCUCCUUAUUUCUCACUAUCCAAUGAAUAUCUAGCUGGUAGUCGUUUUUAUAGGUUUUCUGCACCCUUACAGCCCGAAACGAGUUUUGAAAUCUGGGCCAGAGCGUAUUAAUAUUAGAAUAUCAAAUAUGGAUAGGAACUUAAAAUGUAACCAGUAACAUUCUAAGGGUUAUAGUGAUCCCCAAUAAAAAAAAGUUGAAUACGGAG
Molecule: messenger RNA, 2814 nt
Organism: Cuscuta europaea
Lineage: Eukaryota; Viridiplantae; Streptophyta; Magnoliopsida; Solanales; Convolvulaceae
Source: the annotation of a GenBank genome assembly